Ochlerotatus camptorhynchus is the source of this 320-nucleotide messenger RNA. RefSeq names its product Translocase of outer membrane 7 (gene Tom7). The record is from RefSeq and is a predicted model, not a curated record. The coding region runs from base 116 to 280 and encodes 54 amino acids. Lineage: Eukaryota; Metazoa; Arthropoda; Insecta; Diptera; Culicidae. Gene Ontology annotation, cellular component: mitochondrial outer membrane translocase complex. Gene Ontology annotation, biological process: protein import into mitochondrial matrix. The transcript is spliced from 2 exons.
CGUUCUCUUGUUCGCUUCUCGUGUUUUGAUACAGUUCGACCGCAUCGCACGCAUUUCGUAGCAGCCGAUUUUGGUGCGAAAUUCUCCACAUUCCCGGCAGAAAAUUUCAUAAACAAUGAAUCUAUCUCCAGAUGCAAAGGAUCGCCUGGGAGUGGUGUUUGAGGUCGUCAAAACCGCAUUCCACUGGGGUUUCAUACCGACCGUGCUUUAUCUUGGUUUCCGGAAAGGAUCCGAAGCUGGAAUGCCGCCACUGACCGUAAUGAGUUUAUUGUGGCAAUAGAUGUGUAUAAACGGUCAUGUAAAAUAAUAGAAUAAAAGAA